Molecule: messenger RNA, 932 nt
Organism: Pelagomonas calceolata
Lineage: Eukaryota; Pelagophyceae; Pelagomonadales; Pelagomonadaceae
Source: the annotation of a GenBank genome assembly
GCAAAGGUGGGCCCAGCGCGGCGCCUUUGGUCCAGCAAGUGCGAUACGGAGUCGAUAGAAAUGCUCAUUUGAACGCUACGGAUGCUCACGCCGAGCCGAUUGCGCUGCCGUGCCGGCCUUAGCGAGCUGAGGGCUGUCUUUGCAGCACUCACUCAGCACAGCCGCACGCGAGCCGCUGCGGGCCUCUGCGGCGAGCGACGGCCGGAGAGGACGCCGGCGCACGCAUAGAUCAGUCGUGGCACGCUUAAGCCGCCAGCGGCGAGGGCGCGGCGCGACGGUGGCGGGCCCGGCGCCGCGACCGCGCUAGCCACGGCCCACGCCGCCGCCGCACGCUGCGGCGAGUCGGCGGCGGCGGCGAGCCGGCUCACCACCGCUCGACGCCGCCAGAGAGAGAGAGAGAGAGAGAGAGAGCGAGAGAGAGCGAGAGACGGGGCAACUCACCCAACAACCCGCGCAGGAUGGUCGUCAAGUACGACAAGUGCGCGUUCAGCGAGUUCAACAUCUUUCCCGGCCACGGCAUGAAGAUGGUGCGGCGGGACGGCACGCCGCUCAUGGUCAUCACGCGGAAGUGCAAGUCGCUCAUGAACCAGCGCAAAAAACCCGCCAAGCUCGUCUGGACGCAGCGGUGGCGCAUCAUGAACAAGAAGGGCCUCAACGAGGGCGUCGCCAAGAAGCGCACGCGGCGCGUCGUCAAGGUCCAGCGCGCGAUCGUCGGGACCAGUGCCGAGGACAUCAAGAAGCUGCGCACGCAGAAGCCCGAGAUCCGGUCGGCGCAGCGGGAAGCGGCCAUGCGCGAGGUCAAGGAGCGCGCCAAGGAGAAGAAGGCGGCCAAGCAGAAGGCCAAAGCCUCCCAACCGAAGCAGUCGAAGCAGAUGAAGCAGCCCAAGGGGGGCAACAAGAACGCGCGGGGCGGGAAGCGCUUGUAAAAUGCC